This is a messenger RNA of Strigops habroptila (Kakapo), 1702 nucleotides long. RefSeq names its product melanocortin 4 receptor (gene MC4R). Gene Ontology annotation, molecular function: melanocyte-stimulating hormone receptor activity. The record is from RefSeq and is a predicted model, not a curated record. Gene Ontology annotation, biological process: G protein-coupled receptor signaling pathway. Gene Ontology annotation, cellular component: membrane. The transcript is spliced from 2 exons. NCBI's taxonomy places the organism in Eukaryota, Metazoa, Chordata, Aves, Psittaciformes, Psittacidae. The coding region runs from base 307 to 1302 and encodes 331 amino acids.
AGGCAGCUGGCAUGCACUGUCUGACAGGGAGACCAGUGCUUGCAGUUUGAAAUUAGUUUCUGCUUUGCAGCUGUCACUUGGGCAUUUUAUGUUUGCUUCUCUUUAUGGAAGGGAACAAAAAAGUCUUGCAGCUUACAAGUGAACUAAACAGGAUCUGACCAUAGGGAAGAAUCUGAUGCAAAAUAACAGACUGUUGGGACUCUCUGACAUAGAUCACCAAGGCUAAAAAGCCAAAGAAGGUUUUCAAAGGAAUGCAAAAGGAACAGGAGUUUUAAAAGCAGGAAGCUGAAAGUGGAUCUCCAUAAGAUGAAUUUCACCCAGCACCGUGGGACACUCCAGCCUCUUCAUUUCUGGAACCACAGCUAUGGACUGCACGGAGGUGCCAGCGAGCCGAAUGGAAAGGGCCAUUCCUCAGGAGGCUGCUACGAGCAACUCUUUGUAUCCCCUGAAGUGUUUGUCACUCUGGGCAUCAUCAGCUUGCUGGAGAAUGUCUUGGUCAUUGUGGCUAUAGCCAAGAACAAGAACCUCCACUCCCCCAUGUACUUCUUCAUCUGUAGCUUGGCAGUGGCUGAUAUGCUAGUGAGUGUAUCUAAUGGAUCAGAAACCAUUGUCAUCACGCUGCUAAACAAUACAGACACAGAUGCACAGAGCUUUACCAUAAACAUUGACAAUGUCAUUGACUCAGUGAUUUGCAGUUCCUUGCUUGCAUCAAUUUGCAGUCUUCUCUCAAUAGCAGUGGACAGGUACUUUACCAUCUUUUACGCCCUCCAGUACCAUAAUAUCAUGACGGUGAAGCGUGUAGGGGUCAUCAUCACAUGCAUAUGGGCUGCUUGCACAGUCUCAGGCAUUUUGUUUAUCAUUUACUCUGACAGUAGUGUUGUCAUCAUUUGCCUUAUUAGCAUGUUCUUCACUAUGCUCAUUCUCAUGGCAUCCCUCUAUGUCCACAUGUUUAUGAUGGCUCGGACGCAUAUCAAAAAGAUUGCUGUUCUUCCAGGGACUGGCCCUAUUCGUCAAGGGGCCAACAUGAAAGGGGCCAUCACUCUCACCAUCCUGAUUGGAGUUUUUGUUGUGUGCUGGGCUCCAUUUUUCCUGCAUCUGAUUUUCUACAUCUCCUGCCCCUACAACCCUUACUGUGUGUGCUUCAUGUCCCACUUCAACUUCUACCUCAUCCUCAUCAUGUGCAAUUCCAUCAUAGAUCCACUUAUCUAUGCAUUCCGGAGUCAGGAGCUCAGGAAAACAUUCAAGGAGAUUAUAUGCUGCUGUAGCCUGAGAGGGCUUUGUGAUUUGCCUGGCAAAUAUUAAACUAGGUGGAUAUGUUACUGUGUACACAACAUGCAGCACAGACUUCCAAGCCUUUGGAUCAUCUUUGGUUUAAAUCUUUAAGAGUGAGCACUUCUUUCUGUCUCCCCUCCCUCUCAUGCUUGUAUCUUAUUCACAUGUAAUUCAUAUUUCUGUACGAUGUUUGUGUUAUCUACAGUUUGUAAUUUAUUUGGCUGGAAAGAGAAGUAGCACUUCAUACCAGUUUGUAAGUAAGCAAUUAAAUGUAAUGAUGAAUGUGAAAUAUUAACAAACAUGAUCAGCUGUCUGUUCCAACUGCUGACAAAAUAACUAACUUGCCUGAUUUACAGUACAUAUUGACUGAUACUGUUCUUUGUUCUGUUGAAGUAAUUAUAGCUAUCCAUUACAUUAUACACAGCUUAAA